AUGAGCCAAACAACUGAAAAAAAGCGUUUUAGUAUUGUCUGGCAGUACAUGACAGCGGUAGAUAGUAUAAUAGCUGUAUGUGACACUUGUCAAAAAAAAUUGUCAUACAAAACAUCAUUAACAAAUUUAAAAAAACAUUUAAAGGCUGUUCAUGGGAUCAAUAUUACAGAAAAAGUUGAUAGAGAAAGAGAAAGCACUCCUGAUGUUGAUAAUGUGGUUAGUUCAUCAGGUUUGACUGCAAGCACCACUUUAUCAUCUUUGACCACUAUUACACCAAUUUUGACUUUUGCUACAUCAGCUUCUACAAGUUCAAUUUCGACUUUUGCUACAUCAGCUUCUACCAGCACACUUAAACGCAAACAGCCAUCGAUUGCAAGUUUCUUACCUAGAAAAAUUACACCAGAUAGGAAAAAAAUGUUGGACAAUGCACUGGUCAAUAUGAUUGUAACUGAUUUUCAGCCAUUUAAAAUAGUUGAAGAUAAAGGAUUUAAAAAAUUUGUAAAUUUAUUAAAUCCAAAUUAUUCAUUACCUACUCGACAAGCAAUCUCGAAGACAUUAAUUCCAUUGGAAUACCAAAAGUGUGUGUCUAGAGUGGAAGAGUUGAUUGAAAAGGAAGUUAACAAUGCAAUCAUAACAAAAUGGAAGUUGGACGGAAAAGUUGUUUUAGUGGUAUCAGAUAAUGCGAGUAAUAUUAAAAAUGCAAUUAAUAAUUUACAAAUAAGACACUUGGGAAGUUUCGCUCAUACUAUUAAUCUUGUUGUCGAAGAAGGUCUUAAAUGCGAAUCAGAUUUAAUAAAUAAAGUAAAGACUAUUGUCACUCACUUCAGGAAAAGUACAAAAGCAAAUAAAAUAUUAGAAAAAAAUAAAAUAAAUAGUGGUAUUAAGGAUCCAAAAAAGUUGAUUCAAGCAGUGAACACUCGCUGGAACAGUGUCUUUUAUAUGCUGGAACGAUUUGUUUUGCUUGAAAACUCAGUUCGGGCAUCACUCGGUUUAUUGGAAAACCCUCCAAGUAGCCUCACUGGUGUAGAAUGGAUAGUAGUCAAAGAGCUAUGCACUGUAUUAAGACCAUUUGAAUCAGCAACAAAAGUAGUGAGUGGAGAAAUGUAUAUGACUGCGUCGAUGAUUUUGCCCAUCGUUAACGGACUCACAGAAGUUAGCUCUAAAAUGAAUAAUAAACCUGAAUUCGACUCAAGGACGCAUAAAGUAGUCAACAGCAUAUCAAAUGCAAUGAAAAGUAAAACUAGUUGGGGGAAUAUUUACCUUAGUAAGACACUAGCUAAAUGCACUUUUUUAGAUCCACGGUUUAAAAAUAUACUAUUUUCUUCAAAUCCCAGCUUUACUGAAAAUAUCAAAACAGAAAUUACCGAUGAAGUCACUCACAUUAUACAAAAUAUAAGAUCUAAGAACACAGAUAAUACACUUACUCCACAUAACAAUGUACAAGAACCUUUUGUUGAAAAUCAAGGUAAUGAAUUUUCAAUUUGGGGUAGUUUAGAUGUUCAUGUAAGCCAAUCAAGACCAAUUAAUACAAAUCGAUCCAGAGCCAUAUUAGAAGUACAAAAUUACCUUGAUGAGGCAUUAGUUCCUGUAAGGGAUCAUAACCUUCUGUGA
Molecule: messenger RNA, 1611 nt
Organism: Acyrthosiphon pisum (pea aphid)
Lineage: Eukaryota; Metazoa; Arthropoda; Insecta; Hemiptera; Aphididae
Product: zinc finger BED domain-containing protein 4-like
Exons: 3
Coding region: 1-1611 (536 amino acids)
Molecular function (GO): DNA binding
Source: RefSeq, a predicted model, not a curated record